GCAGAACGACCUCGGCCGGCGGGGAUCAAGGCUCUCGAGAGCCCCGGGAACUGGCAGGUCCGCCCGUGGACCAAGACAAGCUGGCAUUCGCGGGAGUCGGGCACAGCUGACCACUAGCGACCCGCAGCUAGCGGCGAUGGUGACUGGCUUGAGUCUCCUGCUGCGCGCCCUGCCGCUGGUGUUGUGGGGCUGCCGGGAUGCACAGCCCGCCCGGCUAGGAUACCCGGAGCUGCGCCAGGAGGCGGAGGCAUUCCUGGAGAAGUACGGAUACUUCAGCGAGCAGGGCUCCAAAGCUGUGGCCUCUACUCAGUUCAGCAAUGCCAUCAGAGAGUUCCAGUGGGUGUCGCAGCUGCCCAUCAGUGGUGUGCUGGACCAGGCCACACUGCGUCAGAUGACACGUCCGCGCUGCGGGGUUGCAGACACUGACAGUCAUGCAGCUUGGGCAGAGAGGAUCAGUGCCCUGUUUGCUGGGCACCGGGCCCAAAUGAGACGUAAGAAACGCUUUGCAAAGCCAGGUCACAAGUGGUACAAGCAGCAUCUCUCCUACCGCCUGGUGAACUGGCCUGAGCGCCUGCCCGAGCCAGCUGUGCGAGGGGCCGUGCGAGCUGCCUUCCAGUUGUGGAGCAACGUGUCAGCGCUGGAGUUCUGGGAGGCCCCGGCCACGGGCCCUGCAGACAUCCGCCUCACCUUCUUCCAAGGGGACCACAAUGAUGGGCUGGCCAAUGCCUUCGAUGGCCCAGGGGGCGCCCUGGCCCACGCCUUUCUGCCCCGCCGGGGCGAAGCACAUUUCGACAGGGAUGAGCGCUGGACUCUGAGCCGCCGCCGCGGGCGCAACCUGUUCGUCGUGCUCGCGCACGAGAUUGGCCACACGCUCGGCCUCGCGCACUCGCCCGCGCCACGCGCGCUCAUGGCUCCCUACUACAAGAAGCUGGGCCGCGACGCCCUGCUCAGCUGGGACGACGUGCUAGCAGUGCAGAACCUAUAUGGAAAGCCUCUGGGUCGCUCAGUGGCCACUCAACUCCCGGGAAAGCGAUUCACUGACUUUGAGGCCUGGGACCCUCACAGUUCCCAGAGGAUACGCCCAGAAACCAGAGGUCCUAAAUACUGCCAUUCUUCCUUUGAUGCCAUCACUGUAGACGGGCAAUGGCGGCUGCACGUCUUCAAAGGGAGCCACGUCUGGGAAGUCACGGCGGACGGCAAUGUUUCAGAGCCCCGUGCGCUACAGAAAAGGUGGCCUGGGCUGCCCCCCAAUAUUGAGGCUGCUGCAGUGUCCCUGGAAGAUGGAGACUUCUACUUCUUCAAAGGGAGUCGAUGUUGGAGGUUCCAGGGCACGAAAUCUGUAGGGGGUAACUCACAGCUGUGCCGGGCUAGAGGUCUGCCUCGUCACCCGGACGCAGCUCUCUUCUUCCCGCCUUUGCGCCGCCUUAUCCUCUUCAAGGGCGCCCGCUACUACGUGCUGGCUCGAGGGGAGAUGCAAGUGGAGCCCUACUAUCCCCGCAGCCUGAGAGACUGGGCCGGGGUCCCUGAGGAGGUCAGUGGCGCCCUGCCAAGGCCGGAUGGCUCCGUCGUCUUCUUCAGAGAUGACCACUACUGGCACCUAGAUCAAGCCAAACUGCGGGUAACCAGCUCUGGCCGCUGGGCCACAGAGCUGCCCUGGAUGGGCUGUUGGAAUGCCAACUCAGGAGGUGCCCUCUUCUGAAGGCUCCCGGUACAGAACGAA
Molecule: messenger RNA, 1720 nt
Organism: Microtus ochrogaster (prairie vole)
Lineage: Eukaryota; Metazoa; Chordata; Mammalia; Rodentia; Cricetidae
Gene: Mmp28
Product: matrix metallopeptidase 28
Biological process (GO): extracellular matrix organization; proteolysis; collagen catabolic process
Cellular component (GO): extracellular matrix
Molecular function (GO): metalloendopeptidase activity; zinc ion binding
Source: RefSeq, a predicted model, not a curated record